GGGAAGUUUGAACGUGUGAAUAAUUGGGUAUUGGAUACAGAUGGAUGUAAUUUAGAGGAAGUAUUAACAUGUCCACGUGUAGAUGCAACAAGAACAACAAGUAAUGAUAUAACAGAGAUAUUUGCAGUAUUAGGUAUAGAGGCAGUAAGACGUGCAUUAUUACGUGAAUUACGUGCAGUAAUUUCCUUUGAUGGUAGUUAUGUAAACUAUCGUCAUUUAGCUGUAUUAUGUGAUUCAAUGACACAAAAAGGAUAUUUAAUGAGUAUAACACGUCAUGGUAUAAAUAGAGUAGAAAAAGGACCAUUAAAGAAAUGCUCCUUUGAGGAAACUGUAGAAAUACUCAUGGAGGCAGCAAUAUUUGCAGAAACAGAUCAUCUAAGAGGAGUAACAGAGAAUAUUAUGUUAGGACAAUUAUGUCCAUUAGGUACAGGAGAUGUAGAUUUAUUAAUAGAUGAAGAAAAAUUAAGAGAUGUACAUAGAAUAUCUACACAUACUAUACAACAACAACAAGAAGGAAAUAAUAAUUCUUCUCUUGAAGGAUUUAUUCUAUCUAAUAAUAAUAAUUUAGAUAAUAAUAAUCUUAUUUCUUCUCCUGAUGGAUCUAAUACAUCUCCUUCUCCUCAUGGUCUUUCUUCUAUCUUUUCUCCUAUGCCUUUUUCUACUGUAUAUUCAUCUUUUGCUCAAUCCCCAUCUAAUCCUCUUUCUCCUUCUUCUCCUUCUGCUGUUGAUGGUAAUAUAGUAGAUACACAAGCAUUAGGAGGAAAGUUCUCUCCUCCUCAGCAGACACCUCGUUCCCCUACAUCUCCUGUUUCUCCUCUUUCUUGUUUCUCCCCUAGGGAACAACAUAAUCCUAUGUCCCCUAUUAUGCAAGGAUGCUUCUCUCCUUCUUCUCCUCUUGUUACUACUGGAUUAGAUACUGUUUCUCCUUCUUAUUCUCCUUCUUCUCCCCUACAAAGUCCUUAUUACCAACCUACUUACAGUGUACAGUCACCGCGUUACUCACCUACUUCUCCUCUACCAGGGGCAAGUUCCCCUACUUAUGGAGAAGGAGCACAAGAAUAUUCUCCUACUUCUCCUGCAUAUGAACCUGCAGAUCCCUUCUCUCCUAAUCCUUAUGCAACUGAGCUUGCCCAAGACAUUGAACUAGAGGCAGACCCUGAUGCUAAUGCAGUUCCUUCUCCUUCUUCUCCUCAGCAGCCAGCAGAGGACAACAAUUAA
Molecule: messenger RNA, 1218 nt
Organism: Eimeria maxima
Lineage: Eukaryota; Apicomplexa; Conoidasida; Eucoccidiorida; Eimeriidae
Product: DNA-directed RNA polymerase II largest subunit, putative
Exons: 3
Biological process (GO): transcription by RNA polymerase II
Cellular component (GO): RNA polymerase II, core complex
Molecular function (GO): DNA binding
Source: RefSeq, a predicted model, not a curated record